Messenger RNA from Agrilus planipennis (emerald ash borer), 2255 nucleotides. RefSeq names its product glucose dehydrogenase [FAD, quinone]-like. Gene Ontology annotation, molecular function: oxidoreductase activity, acting on CH-OH group of donors; flavin adenine dinucleotide binding. The transcript has 3 exons. The record is from RefSeq and is a predicted model, not a curated record. NCBI's taxonomy places the organism in Eukaryota, Metazoa, Arthropoda, Insecta, Coleoptera, Buprestidae. Bases 159 to 2003 code for a protein of 614 amino acids.
AGCGCGAAUAUAAAAGCUGAUUUGUUUUAAUUUUCGAAGUAGUUUCAUAUUAUUUUUUAAAAGUACAGGUGCUACUGAAGAUCUAAAUAAAUACGUACCUUACAUAUUCAGAGAGGCAGAUCAAUGUACUUAGCCUUUCGAUAACAAAAUUACAAACUAUGGCUUGCAACUGUUCAACCCCUUUCUACGGUCUCCCGCUUCAAAACGGUUCCUGUAAUGCAGCAUCGUCGGUUGUGUUUAUGACUCUAGUCAACACUUUACUUCGAAAUAAUUGUGAUAUUUCGGACGUGUGUGGGAGAGUAACACCAAAGUUAAAUCCGGAUGACGAGUACGACUUUAUAGUAGUAGGGGCAGGUGGUGGAGGGUCAGUAGUGGCUGGAAGGCUAAGUGAGAAUCCCAACUGGAAAGUUCUUCUCAUAGAACAGGGAGACGAUGAGCCUGUAGGAACUCAAGUGCCUAGUUUUGCCUACAAUUUGCUGGGAAAUACCGAAACAACCCUUUUCUAUCUCACAGAACCCCAAACACGCGCCUGCUUCGAAAACGCAAACAAUCAAUGUAACUAUGUUCGUGGAAAAAUACUCGGAGGGUGCGGGGUUGUAAAUGGAAUGACGUAUAUGCGUGGAGUACCGAGAGAUUACGAUCAUUGGGCCGAAUUGGGUAAUACCGGAUGGAGCUAUGAAGAUGUUCUCCCGUACUUUCGUAAAUCGGAAGACAAUGGCAACGUUGGUGUCUACACGAGUGAGGAAUAUCACGGCGUUGGAGGUCCGCUGAGCGUUGAGAGGUUUCCUCAUACACCUGAGAUAUGUCAUGAUAUUCUUGAAGCAGCCAGAUCCGUUGGAUUCGAAACUCCAAGUGACCUUAACUCGGACGUUAUAGAAGGAUUUACAAUUACGCAACACAUGAACAGGAAUGGGAUCCGUGACAGUCCAGCUCGGGCUUAUCUUCGUCCUGCAAGAUUCCGACCGAACCUUCACAUAAUGUUAAAUUCUACAGCCACAAAAAUUCAUUUUUCCGAAGAAAACGCAACAUCGGUGGCCAAAUCGGUGGAAUUUUCUUAUAACGGCAGACGUUACAAUGUCAACGUUACAAAGGAAGUAAUAGUAGCGGGUGGAACUGUCGGAUCUCCCCAGUUACUCCUUUUGUCCGGAAUCGGUCCAAAAGCUGAUUUAGAAGCUGUGAACGUCACUGUGGUUCGAGAUCUUCCAGGCGUAGGCCAGAAUUUUCUAAAUCACGCUUCGCUACUGAUACAAUUCAAUCUAAAAAAGGUUCAGAAUAUAAAUCUCUUGACUAUGGAAGCAUUAAACGAAUAUUUAGAGCAACGUACAGGUCCUAUGUCUUCUACAGGACUAGGACAGGUUGCUGCUCGAUUUUCAUCGUCUGUAAAUACGGAUGAAGACUGGCCGGACAUUCAGAUCUAUUUUAAUGGUUACGGUGCCAAUUGUACUUAUAAUUGUGGCGAGAGUGGUUUACCAAAUGAUCCCAACGAACCUAACAACACUAGGAGAAUUACCUUUCAAGUAACGUUAGUGAGACCGAAAAGCGAGGGUUAUAUGAAGUUGCGCUCAAAUGACCCUGCUGAUAGUCCGAUUCUACAACCCCUUUACUUAACCAACGACUACGAUGCCAAAGCUAUAGUUUCUGGAAUACGAAAGGCUAUUGAAGUGGCAACUUCCGACGUUUUAAAAGAAAAAUACGGCUCUGAACUGGUAGAGGGCCGAUACGGGAACUGCUCAGAUAUUUAUGGAUUUGGUACCGAUGAUUUUUGGGAUUGCGCGGUCAGGUAUGGUAUUAAUCCCGAAAGUCACAUGAUCGGAACGUGUAAAAUGGGCCCUCCGACCGAUAGGCUGGCCGUUGUUAAUCCUGAAUUGAAAGUUUACGGGACAUCCAAUGUAAGAGUUGCUGACGCAUCAGCUUUCCCGAGAGUUAUAGCUGGAAAUAUUCUUGCCACAGUUAUUCUUAUUGGCGAAAGGGCGGCCGAAAAUAUUAUAAAAGAUUGGUCGUAAAACAACUUUGUAACUAAAUAAAACAAACCAUAAUUGCUAUAAAAAAUAAACGUUAAAUAAGUCUGCCCCAUCGUAUUUUAUGAAUAAAAUGACCCCGUAAUACAAACCAACCGAAAAAGUUCUUCAUGGGGGAAUUGAAUGUCUGGAAACUCGGUUUUUGUUCAGAAAUCGAGGGUCAGAGUUCAAAAAUCGUAGUCUACUAAAAUUGCGCUUCAAGAAGUUUUUAACCAAACUUUAUAAUGUGAGCGAGAG